This is a messenger RNA of Salarias fasciatus (jewelled blenny), 2227 nucleotides long. RefSeq lists its product as uncharacterized. Gene Ontology annotation, cellular component: neuronal cell body; neuron projection; intracellular membrane-bounded organelle. The coding region runs from base 1 to 972 and encodes 323 amino acids. The record is from RefSeq and is a predicted model, not a curated record. The transcript has 6 exons. NCBI's taxonomy places the organism in Eukaryota, Metazoa, Chordata, Actinopteri, Blenniiformes, Blenniidae. Gene Ontology annotation, biological process: protein localization to cell surface; synaptic transmission, cholinergic.
AUGGUUCUGUCCACCUCGCAGCAGGUCGCGCUGGCCUUCACGGCCGUGCUCUUCACCUUCGUGGUCCUGCCGAGGCUGUUCGGCGUGGGCGGCGGGACCGCGGCCAAGGAGACCAAACACGACCCCCGGUACACCCGAAAAGGUCCGGGUCCCGGAGGGGUCAGAGGUCAGCCGGUCAACAUGCACGGCCCCGGCUCCCACCAGACCCCCGAGAACAUCCAGCAGAUGAAGAAGCGCAUGGAGCAGGAGCUGAAGAGCGACAAGUACAAGUCCAACAACAACAAGGGCUACGUCUUCACGCUCAUGCCGCUGUACGCCAUCGGGGUCGGCGUCUUCGCCGCCUACAAGUUCCUGAAGAUCAAGUCUGCAGACGACAAGGCACAGAAGGACAAAUUUUCUAAAGGAGCCAAGAAGUCAGCGGAGGCAGAGAACCAGCUGAACGAGCUGGAGCAGCGGCUGGCGCAGACGGAGAGGAUGCUCAACUCCAUCCUCACCCAGCUCGACCCCCUCACCAACUGCGUCAAGUCGGUGGCUCAGGACCAGAAGAACGAGAUCAUGUCUCAGCUGCAGACCAUCCGCUACCUGAUGAAGAAGAGGGGGAUGGACUGUCCGCCUCUCAACGUCAACGACGCCUCCUGCGAGCGUAACCUGGACGACCUGAUAGAGUCGCUCGGCGCCAGUGACACGUCGGAGAAACCUCCGUCUGCGGACACGCCCAGCGCCCCCGAGCAGGCGGGCGGCGAGGCUGGUGCUGCCGCCGCCGCCACCGCCGAGGACCUGAAGGAGCUGAGACCGGACGAGUCGGACGGGGAGGCGGAGGCGGCCGACCAAGACGAGGAGACGGAGGCGGACGAAGAGGAGGAGGACGAAGCUCCGGCGCUCCCUCACCAGGACUCUCGCCACGCCGGCGUGGAGGAGGUGGGGGCGGAGCAGCCGGCGUCCGGCCUCCGGCGCCGCAACCGGCCCGAAUGAGCCCGGCGGCGGGACGCACUGCCAACAUUUCUGGGCUGAAAGGCUUUAAUUCCCAAAGCAUCCUGGUUUCAGCCCUCCGUCGGCCGCCGGAGCGGCUCGCCGUGUGAACAUAGACGUAGAUCCUCCACCGUGACGGCGAGCGGCGGCCAUCUUCAGAAUGAGGGACGCCUCCAGGUUUCACACCAACCUGGGAGGUGACACCCGGACAGUUUGAAUUCCCAUCAGAACUGAGAAGACCUGCUUCAGAUCUCCUCAGCCCCGCCCGCAUGGCGCCAAGCGCGUUCAACACACACACACACACACACACACACACACACACACACACACACACACACACACACACACACACACACACACACGUCACCGUAACCCUGUUUUUAGAGCUGACUCUAGGAAGCAGCCAGCGCUGCAGCAGUGAGACUUUAAAGGAGAUUAUUGUUUACAUGCUUCAUUUAACCUUUUUCUGCCAUAUUUAUCUAUUUAAAUCACACAUUUUUAGCUGGUCUGACAUUUGAAUAAAGAAGGAAAACGUGAAGAAGUGAUGUAAAGUCAAUAAGAAGGGGCAGGUUCUGUGGUCCCAUAUCACGCUCACACUACACGAGUCCGUGCUGCCACCUUCAGGUCACAGUGGGAACAGCAGCCUGCUCUGAUCAACAUAUACUGUUUUAAUCAGGAGGAAAAUGACUUUUAUCAGAAUAUUGUUAAUGAGAAUCAGUUCUCAGCUGGUAAAAUGAAGGUGAAAUCCGGUUUCUGAAGAGGAGCAAGGCCUGGCAGGAUGAAUAUCCGACGUGACGCACAGCCCCGUGGCAUGUCCUUUAUACAUGGAAACCUAACCGUGCAUGUGCGUGUUUGCAUGAUUUUAUUUAUUUUAGAUGAGAUACGACAAUCAUGACCUUUGCUUUUGUGUCAAAUAACACUAUUUACUCCCGUUAUAGCUCACAGUGAGGAGGCUUUCAUCUUCAUCUUCCAGUUGUCCUGUAAAAUAGUGACGGAGUGUGAAAACAAGACCAAAGCAUGUGUUUCUGUACCUGUGCUGUCUGAUGAUUCUUGCCUUAUGUGAACCUACGAUCUGGGAUUUUUAGCGUUUCUUUCGUUGAUCUCUGCCUUAACCGUGUGAGAAUCAUUUCCGCCUGGUGCGUCUUCACACUGCUGUCCUGGACGUGUCUCGUGGCCGCUGAAGGGAAAUAGUCUCAAAUUAAAAUUAGGACAAAAUAAAAUGAUUUGAAAAGAAAAAAAAAAAAGAUGCUGGUUUUGC